This is a messenger RNA of Acyrthosiphon pisum (pea aphid), 441 nucleotides long. RefSeq names its product torso-like protein. NCBI's taxonomy places the organism in Eukaryota, Metazoa, Arthropoda, Insecta, Hemiptera, Aphididae. The coding region runs from base 1 to 441 and encodes 146 amino acids. The record is from RefSeq and is a predicted model, not a curated record. The transcript has 2 exons.
AUGACUUGGCCCCCUUCUAACCCUGUCACUGAAGCCGCCCCUGCAUCUAUAUAUCAUGUGUUGGUGUAUCUUCCGGUGUUUUACAACAAGUUCUACAAGUGCGUGCUCAACAACUGUUCAGAAUCAGACACUGUAUUGUUGCUGUCGCCACUGUACACUGAAUACCAGGGACAUGUGAUGAGCGUCGGGUCCAACGCGGUGGAGAAAUGGGUCGACACCAACCUACAGGUCGAGUCCAAGCUGGGCCAGUCGUAUAUCAGUCUAUACGCACUCAAGAACAGACCUGAGCUGUGCAACGAGAUCGUCGCGCUAAUGGACGAGCAGUCGGUGGUCGGGCUGCACUUAAAGGUCGUGUCCACGUUCCUCGCCGAGCCAAUCAAGCGGAAAUGGUUCACCGAGGUGCUGGACAACCAUGUAAAACUCCGCGAAGUUAACCUCUGA